This is a messenger RNA of Clonostachys byssicola, 609 nucleotides long. The record is from the annotation of a GenBank genome assembly. Lineage: Eukaryota; Fungi; Ascomycota; Sordariomycetes; Hypocreales; Bionectriaceae.
AUGUGGGAACCUUGUCUAAGUAGCUUCGGCAGCUGGCCUAACACGCAAGAUCUAGUGACUGUUGGAGAUGAAAGUCAAUCUCAGGCAUGGCUUGAUGAGCUUGUGCAACGAGCCAAACAAUUGAAUGUUAAUGGAGGCUUUGAAGAAGGUGCUGAUCUAGGGCCAGUCAUCUCGCCUGGAUCUCGACAACGGAUCGAAGGAUUGAUUGCCAGUGCUCAAGACGAGGGAGCUUCGAUCCUGUUGGACGGCAGAGGCUAUCAUCCCAAGAAGUAUCCUAACGGUAACUUUGUCGGUCCUACCAUCAUCUCCAACGUCAAGCCACACAUGCGCUGCUAUAUUCAAGAGAUAUUUGGACCUGUUCUCGUCGCUGUCAACGUUGCGACAAUCGACGAGGCUAUCAAACUCAUUAAUGAUAAUGAAUACGGAAACGGUGUUGCCAUUUUCACUCGCAGUGGCCCCACAGCGGCACGCUUCCAAAAUCACAUCGAUGCUAGUCAAAUAGGAGUAAACGUGCCAAUUCCUGUACCUUUGCCCAUGUUCUCUUUCACAGGCAAUAAGAAGAGUAUUGCAGGAGGCGGCGUCAACAUUUCUAUGGAAAGUCAGGACUGA